Fonsecaea erecta is the source of this 1896-nucleotide messenger RNA. RefSeq lists its product as hypothetical. NCBI's taxonomy places the organism in Eukaryota, Fungi, Ascomycota, Eurotiomycetes, Chaetothyriales, Herpotrichiellaceae. The transcript has a single exon. The record is from RefSeq and is a predicted model, not a curated record. The coding region runs from base 1 to 1896 and encodes 631 amino acids.
AUGCCGGACAACAAGAAACCCCCCGACAACUCCAUGCCCCCUCCGCCCAUGGACCCCUUCCCCACCUAUCAGACUCCCUAUCCUCGCUCCAACAAAGACGACGAGAACCCAUUCAUCCUGUUCCGUCGCUUCGCUGACGAGCAGUUCUCCUCGUUCUUCUCCGGAUUUCCCCAAUUCUUCGGCGUCUCUCCCGGACGCAGUGACCGCUUGAAGCAGGAAGUCGACGACCUGAUGCGCCAGCGACAGGAGUGGGAGGAGGGCUUCCGGAAGCAGGUCGAGCAGGAGAUGGAGGAGAUGAGACAGCAGCUGGAAAAGUCCAAAAAUGAAGCAUGGCGGUCCAUGGAAGAUGCGUGGAGACAACACUCGAUGGAGAGCAGGAGUGAAGCAAAGGAGACGCCGUGGUGGACCCGAGGCAGGGCUGCCCGCUGUCCUGCUUUGAACGGCCAAGAGCCGCAGAAGAAUGCGGCCAAGUGCCCUGCUCUGUACGAUGAAGCAGGACAACCCCGGACAGAAUUGGAUGCCUAUUCUGCGGUUCCGUGGAAAGAGAAUGACAAACAAGUCCAAGUGUUCGCCGAGGCAUCAGCUCACGGAUCGACCGAGAAGAACUCUUCCAGGUCUUGGUUCUCUGCUCUUGGUUGGGACGGCAGACAGAAAGAGAAGCACUCGACCAACAACAGCGGCGAUACGGACGAGACCAAAAACGUCGCUCGAAGCGAGAAGCCCAUUUCUCCGCCCACGACAUACUCUCUCUGGGCAGCUCGCCGGAUGGAACCGUUCAAUAACCCGGACGAGACCAUCCCCUGGCUUAUGCUCAGCCCUUACUCUCCAAUAUACCUCUGCAAUCCUGCACAACCGCGACUUUUCAAAGUCAAGAUCCAAGAUUCGGAAGGCGUGCCAUUUCAGAUCUCUGGCGCCAAGUUCUUCGAGAGAUGGUACACGAGCGUGGACGAGAAGAUGGCGAGGCACAAACCUUGGGCUGACGCGUUUGAGGAUCUGUUGAGCUUGGAGCAGACAGGAAAGAUGGUCGAUAGGGACAACUGGAAUACUUGGCGAACUCCCAAGACUUGGAUACACGACAUGGUGAACCGGGGCAGUUUUGGGAACCGGUGGGGCUUCAGCGAGCAAGGUAUGCUCGUCAAACGCUCGAUUGACUCGAGAUUUGCGGCCACGACAAAAUCCCUACCAACCUCGGAAGAUCUCUGUGCCAGAUGGCGCUGGAACCGUCAAUGUCGACACAAUAAAUCGGUAGAAGAUCCCACGACGUCGGAGAAGGAGCCAGAGGAGGGAAAGCCGCAGCUUGACAGUCUCGUAGCUGCUGCCACAGGUGCAGCUGUUUCUGCUGGCGAUCAAACUUCGCAGAAAGAACCUGAGACGGCAGCUGUUGUCUCCGUCAAUGAGCCGGUUACUCCUCUCCCAUCAACAAUAUCUCCAUCAGCUUACUCGUACGGCUCUGUCCCGAGCAACAGCGAAGACGUGCAGCCUGCCAACAAGUCUGUGGUUGGAACUCUGACUACGAUCUCCACGCGGACAUUACCGGAUGGCUCCGUCGAAUCGAGAAUGGUCGUUAAAAGGCAGUUCGCAGAUGGGACAGAAGAAACCGAUGAGAACUUCGGCGUAGUGAAUCUUCCCGUCCCGAGCGCCCGCCCCGAGACCGAUAGCCGGGAGACACAGAAUCUUUUUCAAUCUGAACUGGAUGGGCAGCAGAAGGACGAAGAACAGCAGCAACAGCAACAGCCUGAAGCCUCCAAGCGGUUCCCUCGGAGGAUUCCAAUCACGACGGCCGAGACAGAACCGGAGUUGGAGCACGAGCAGCAACCACUACCAAUGCAACAGCAAGAUCAAACCAACAACCACGAGCGGUCCAGACGGAGUGGUGGUGGGUGGUUCUGGAACUAA